Molecule: messenger RNA, 1872 nt
Organism: Colletotrichum truncatum
Lineage: Eukaryota; Fungi; Ascomycota; Sordariomycetes; Glomerellales; Glomerellaceae
Product: ubiquitin carboxyl-terminal hydrolase 19
Source: RefSeq, a predicted model, not a curated record
AUGGAUCAUCGGUUCCCUAUCGCCAGAGACGAUUUCUUCAACAUCCAGAUGGAUUUGAAGCAAAUUCAACUGGUUCAGAAUAAUCAGGGCGAAAGACUGGCAAGGCUCGAACGACGCCAGGAUCAAGAUGCGAGCCUUAAAUCGGUGUGGCAGCAGCAUCCGUUUCCUGGCGUUCUAGCUGGAACUCCUCAGCAAGGUCCGACCCAUAUAUCCCCCAACGACAUGUUUGACGACUUCGACGAGCAGGGCCAGCAUCUGUUAAGCUCCCUUCACCUAGGGCCCACUGAGGAAGAGCCCACUCGCCGAGGUGCUGCCUCCCGAGCGAACAGUGUUCGAUUUGAUGAAAGCGCCCUGCGGGGAGCAGACUGGGCUAGUCAAAGCAACCGCCAUUCUGGCGAGUUUGCCCCUCCUCGACCAAGCAGCGGACUAAUGAUGGAGAGAUCUUUGUCACACAAAUCCGAUGGACGACAUAGCUCGGCAGGCCACUCGGUCCACUCAUUUCAUUCGGUUGCGUCCGGGCGAGCUAGCAGCUUGGGUUUGGAUACCAACUUCAUAGUCAGCAGCCACGAGGACGACUCCCCGCUGGACAUGCCGGAGCCACCACCAGGCCUUUUUAUCCUAGGAUCCGUUCCGACCAUUAUACGAUGCUGGCUGACGACUCAAUUUGCGCACAACACCAUACUGUACGCCGACCUCUGUACGGGUUCACAGAAAUCCGUUCUGGACUACUCCAUCGUUAGAGAUCUCGACCUAUUGGAGGAAGUCCAACGCGAUGUCGAUGGCACAUACAAAAUUCGGCUUCCGGUCUACCUCGUUGAAGCCACUGUCUCGGAGAGAAGUAGUCGGUCAUCGAGCCCGGGCCACCAAAUUCCUAGCAUUCAAACAACGUUUGAGAUAUCAGGAGUGGAUCACAUUGAAGGAGCGGAACCUAAGAGGGGCAUCCAGAUUUUCAUCGGCAGUGACACGCUCAGAGCUCAUCAAGCCGACAUUCUCCUGUCUCAGAACCGCAUGUGUCUGUAUGGUAGUGAGCGGGAGAAACUGUCAGUUCCAUUUGUGCGCCCCGAGGAUGACACUGUUUUCAAGCACAUCAGCACGACGAAUGUUGUCCCUGACAAGCCUCGGCUCAAUGCCAAUGCGGCACCGUUCGUAUCUGGUGAGCCACGGUCUCGAGCUGCUUCGACGAUGGAGGAUAUGGAAAACAGCGUAUCAAGCGUGCAGCCGGAAGACGCAGAGUCUCAGGGCCUGGUCUCCCCCCUGGAGGAUCACUCUAUACCCAACAAGUCGAUUGGAGCAAGCAACCUGUCUGAAAGUGGCGGGGAGAGUGAAAGACCAGGCAAAGAUACUGCAAGCGGAUCUGAGUCUGGAGCCAGAGAGGUCUCGGCUGUACAGAAUGGCUCGGCCAGCACGGAUAGCAAUCGCCGCGAGUCUGCAAGCGGCAUCUGGGGUUCCUGGCGGCAGGGCACGUCAACAAACGGUGCUGAGAAUGGACAGCGCGAUGUCAAUGGACCGCUGAGCGGCUAUCAGCCUGCCGGGCGCGGUGGCCGGAACAUGAAGGUGCUGAAGCCCCUGAAAUCGGGCUCAUCAUCUUCUGCGCGAACCGGAGCUGCUUAUGAGCUGCCACCUGCUCCCAGAACCAGUGGGGAGCAUCGACGGAAGAGCCAGGUUAGCGUUGCGGCAGACAAUGGCCCCUCGGGAACGGUCCGCUGGGAGGCGAAGAGGACGGUGAGCAGUGCAGGAGAGUCAAAGGCUCAGCGGGAGGCGAAGAAUGCGGCGGCGCCCUUGCCGCGGUCGGCGAAUCCAAUCGGAGGAGCGUCUGCAUUUUCCUGGAUGAACCCAGCAUCCAAGGUGAAGCCUACGGCGACUGCUGAAUAG